This is a messenger RNA of Synchiropus splendidus (mandarinfish), 6994 nucleotides long. RefSeq names its product leucine rich repeat containing 75A (gene lrrc75a). Bases 801 to 2168 code for a protein of 455 amino acids. The transcript is spliced from 5 exons. The record is from RefSeq and is a predicted model, not a curated record. NCBI's taxonomy places the organism in Eukaryota, Metazoa, Chordata, Actinopteri, Syngnathiformes, Callionymidae.
GACCAGAUACGUCGACCAGAAAUGAGUUGUAAGUACAUUUACAUUGCUCACAAGUGCGGCUGACAACACUUAGGCGAUGGUGUUUCAUCUGUCGGUUGAUGCAACAGAAAAUCCCAGGACUGAAGUUGUACGGAUUCUUUCCCAUAAAUGAUGCGUUUCUUCAGCAGAGGAAAAGGUGCUGCGAACUCGCGGGCGAGAGAGGGAAUGGGGGUGUGUGGUCUGUCGCUGACGUGCACCCGCGGCGCGCUCCCACUCACUUUGAACGCUCAGUGACGUCCAUAACUGAGAGCAAGCCCGGGGACACCUGACUUUCUGUCCAGCAGCGCGGAUGCUCGGGCGCGGGCUCCACCCAGCAGGAGCGCGGUCGGGCGCCGUGUGUUGUUGACUGCAGGACUUCCAGCGGAGGCAGAGGAGGAGCGGGCGGAGAGUCGAUGGAGACGUAAACAUUGCCAUGCCCUGCUCGCUGCAGCAGCCGCGCGCCUGCUCGAUCGCCCUCGCUCCGGGACGGGAGGCUCCGGUGUAGAGGAGACGGAGGCUGCUCGUCGAAGGUAACGAGCUGAGCUGAAGUUGUGUUCGGGACAGGAGGCUGCCACGCUCUCCCCCGGCCAUGCUGCAGACCUGCGACCUCUUCCCCACUUGAGCCUCUCCUACUGGGAUGAACAAGUUUCACACUCCAGGACUUCCUGUGGCAUUCAUCCUCACCAUUGGCUUCUCUCAGCCAGAACUGUAGACAGAUGGAGGGGAGCGUGAAACAUUGAGGAGCAGCAUUGUUCCCUUCAUUGCUCGAGUUCACAGCCACCAUGGGGGCAAAACAAACCAAGGGCCAAGAUUCUGCAGGGGCCAGUCCUCAACACAGCUGGAAGAGGACGCCCACCAAAGAGCGGGGGGACAUCCUGGCCUCCCUCAUGCUCAAGUCGGGGGACCGCCUGAGCCGUGGUGGGACGCCGCCUCCCUAUCAGCGGCGCAUCGGGAUGAUCCAGGAGAUGAUGAUGAUGGCCAAGCAGGGCAAGCAAGACGAAGCGACGGAGAUGCUCAAGACGCUCAGACAGGACCUUGGAAUGGAGUCGACGUCUUUGGAUGACGUGUUGUACCGCUACGCCAGCUUCAGGAACCUGGUUGACCCGAUCACACAUGACUUGAUUAUCAGCCUGGCACGAUACGUCCACUGUCCCAAGACGGAGGGCGACUCCCUGGGAGCGAUGGAGAAGGUUUGUCGUCAGCUGACCUACCACCUCAGCCCCCACUCUCAGUGGAGAAGACAGGGUCUACUGAAGAGGAAACCUCAGGCAUGUUUGAAGGCGGUGUUGUCGGCUCCGCCGUCCAGUGGGGCCUUGGAUCUGUCCGGUAUCCCUCUGGCUGCUCGGGACAUGGAGCGUCUGUGUGCUCACCUGCAGCGACACGCCUCCAGCGUGGUCAGUCUGGAGCUGGGCUUUACUGAGUUGACAGAUGAGGCCUUCCUCCUGCUGCUGCCCACCCUGGCUGCCCUGCCCCACCUGGAGACUCUGGCCCUCAAUGGGAACCGGCUGACCAGAGUCAUUCUGAAAGAGCUGACGGAUGCCCUGAAGGAUCCUGGCAGUUUCCCCAGUGUGACAUGGAUCGACUUGGGCAACAAUGUGGACAUCUUCUCUCUACCACAGCCCUUCCUAGUCAGCCUGAGAAAGCGCUGCCCCAAACAGGGGAACCUGCCCACCAUUCUGGAGUUUGGCGAGAGUCAGGCCAGUGACCCGCCGGAGAAGUUGAGGGGUCUUGGGGAAGAAGAGGAAGAGACGGACGACACCAACAGGACAGAGAGUCUAGGGGACCUGCGGUCCGAGGUGGAGGAGGAGCUGGAUGGAGAGAUGGAGAUCGAGGACAUGAUGGAGGAGCUACUGGACUUUGACAGAGAGGUGCAGGGGAAAGAGGAGGAGGAGGAGAGCAUGUGGACCAUGGAGGAGCAGAGGAGAGGGGGCAGGAGGGCCAGGGCGAGGUCGGGUGAGGAUGAUUCGUCACAGAGGAAGCGCCAGGAGCGUAAGGCGGUGAUGGCAGAGGACGAGGACGACACACAGAGCCGCUCCUCAAGACUCUCCUGCUCCAGCCAAUCGCAGCUCUCGUCAGCAGCCGCUGAGCCAAUGAAAGCAGAGGAGGAUGACCUAGACGACAUGACAGACCAAUCGGAGCAGUUGACCUGAAUGCUCUCUCCUCUGCUCCGCAAACACUUCCCCUCCUGCGUGUGAGGACACGCUGAAGCAGGCAGCCGUGUUGACAGGAAGUGAUGUAACUGAGCCAGCACGCCACAUGUCCUCUGCUCAUCUGAUUGAUGUCUCUGCUGCAUGUGGACUCAGAGUGACCAGCUGAUCCCAGGUCACUUCCAUGAGUGCAGCUGCCCAGCUAUAACGGGACACAAGGACCCCCUGCAGGACUGUGGUCCCCGUCUCUGUCCUGCUUUAGCCAAACUAACCGACACGUAGAGUAGACCAAUGAAAUAUCUCAUGAUGCUUUUACGUCUCAGUGGAAAUGUCUUUUCAGGUUGGUCCACCGCCAAUCCCAGGACGUCCUUAUGUGCCUGUAACACACCCUGUUUGUGGACUCCAGGGCCUUCUGCAUUUACAGUCUGCCAAAAACCUGGAGGAGAAAUAUAGAUGUUGCACCCCACCAAGAGGACUGGCAGCCAGGUGGACGGGACAAGCCGAGCGUCAUGAGUCCAAGCAGCAGAUGAGAGGACAGAUAAUACUUGAUCGAUGAGCUGCUGGACAUGAAAGCAGAGGGUUGAGCGUUGUGAGAAGACGUCAGCAGAAAACUAAAGGGUACAUUUUGUAGCAUUCAAGUCCGAUUUUGACUUGAAACACCAGUAUAGUGAUAAAAUCUACCUCAAUUGACCACUGCAAACACAUGAAAUUACUUUCAAGAAAUUGCAAGACUUUUCAUUAAAAGAUGAAAAAUUAUUACUUUUCCAACUGCAAUUAUUUCUAAGUAUGUUGGGGUUUUUUUGUAAAUCAUAUUGGUCUUAACCAAAUUAGCACUAUUGCAGGCUGCUCUCAUGCCAAUGAGGGUCAUCAGAGCCACGUAGAGAUGACCACAAAUCAAUUGAAAUGGGUGGCGAGCUUUUAUAGACACCCACUGUCCCUCUGUCACUGCCUGAAGAUUCACCUUUUAUCCUGCUACUACAAACUUUUCAAAGGACACAAACUUCUUUAUGAAAAAAAAAUCACUGACAAAAUCCUAAAACAUUGCAACUCAGAUGUACUUCAAAUGAUAGAGGUUUCAGUUACAUACAUAGCUGAACAUCCAGUCAGCCAGCCAGUGGCCUCCUUAUAGUCAGCUUCAAUUUCAAAUGAAGAAUUGCACAAAUGUAUCAAACAUGCAUGCGUGCAAAGUAAUCUAUAUUUCCCAUAAUGAAGGAGAAUACAUCCCUCCUGUUUUGAGUUCAAUUUGUGGUAUUAUGUAAAUGUUUUCCAUUAUUCUUUUGUCCACAAAACCCAUAUAGUAGUCGUGUUUCAUAUCUUUCAUAUCUUCAUAUAAAGGUUCUAACACUUUUUUAUUGUUGUAUUAUGUCAAACAUAUUUUAUAUAUUUUAGUAAUUCCUGGGGCUCAUUUGAGUCUUUCUGUAUUUUUAUUAAAUCUUGUCGUUUUGUGUGUUUGUACUCGCAUUAUUGCUUUAUUUUUAAGUUUUAUUUUUUUAUUCAUUUUAUAAAUUCUGCAUUUUAUGAAUUAUAUUUUCCAUCCAUUUUUAUCUCCCCCUUAAAACACGUUAAUGUCUACUUAUGAAAUGACAUAAAAAUAUCACUGUCUUUUCAACGAGAUCCAGUUCAGUUCAUCGCACACGACCCCCUUGCUUCAUCUUUGCUGGUACAGUUCAUUCACAAUCCCAAUCUGCUCUACCAAAUGAGUGGAAUUCCGAACAGAAGAUGGCGAGCUUGUGUGCUUACAAAAUGUACCUUUAAUGCGAGGAGUGGUUUAUCCAGGUGACUGUUGGAUGUAAAAACAUUUGACUGAAGGUUUGAAGUAUUCUGUGGCUGACUGAAGAGGCUUGUAUCUCUUGCCAGUGUGCUGCAAAGCUCAUGCUGCUGUGUUUAUUUUUAGGCCACAGGUACGAUCACACUCACACAUGACUGCGAGAACUUGAUACCCUGAUGUAGUGCAAGAUGUAGCUCUCUCCAGCCUGUGCUUUCUUUCCCUCUGUCUAUCACCUCUGGGCUCAGACUCUACAUACUUUAUAUACAGCAGUCCUCUUCUGCACAGCCAGUGCACGGGUGCAUCAUUAAGAUCCAUGCUGGCAGUGUUAUUCAUGACCAUAACUCAUGCAUCUGAUCAUGACAGGGCUUUAAACUUGUGUCACAGAAAGAGUCACACUGGGUCGGUGGACGGAAUAUUAAUGAGAUGGUAAAAGGUGAAUUAGAUUCACAGAUGGCGCCGCAAGCAUGAAAUACAUAAAUUAAAAACCUUUUUGUGAAUCAAAAUGAAGGGGUUAGCUUUGAAUAGAGGAGUGGAAUAUGAUGUGGAGGUGGAACAGCGUGAACCUUUGAGAUACAACAAUGGAGAGAGGUCCAGUAGAGUUCACUGCACACACCUGCAGAACGUCACUCUCAUGUUCAAGACAGAGGAGAGAAGGGAGUAAGAAGGUGUAGGAGGGAGGAGGCUAGGAAAAGAAAAAGGCACAGAGAGAAAAUGGGAAAAGGGUGAGGGGGUGAUAGAUAAAUACAAAACAGAGAGGACAGGGCCUAAAUAGAAAUGAGGAUGAAUGUAAAAAUGAAAACCAUUAGAGAGGAGAAAGAUGGUAGAGGGUUGGGAAAACACAGAGCUGGGAAGGAAAGGGCAGAUCAGAAGAAUCAGAGAAGAGAUGGAGACAACAAGGAGUUCAUCAGAGUCAACAGAGAGAGAAAGAUAAGACAGAAGGAAACCCAAUGAUGAAGUGAAAAAUCACUACAAGUGUGAGAGAGAUGGGAAAUCUUUGAGAGAAGUCUGUCUUCCCAUGUUGUAAAUCUCUAUUUGUAACAUUGGCCAUACUGUUGCUUCUUAGCUUGGCCACUCUCUAUUAAGAAUGUGAGGAGAAUAAACCCUCCCGUCCUCAACUCAACAAGAGAGAAAUCCACUGGAAUUUAACAUUGAAAUCGUAUUUUUGUACUUCACUCAAAUCAUGAAAUUUAAGCAGUAGUGGAGAAUGAGUGGUGGAAAGCAUCAUCCAGCCAAGAAACGAGGAGGCGCUGACGUCGCGACGUUUUGAAAAUAAUGCCAGCAGGUUACGUUCUACACUUUCACCAGUAGAGGGCAGCAUUGGCCAGAAACGUAUUUUUUUCUGAGCGAUACUGCAGUUGUGUGUACCCGUUACGUUUCAACGCUGUAAAUGACUUGUUAUAUAACACUUGUUACUUUAAAAUGGAUGGACCCAUGCACCUGUUAUUAAAAACGAUUAGGUUUAAUGUAUCUUGGGCGAUUAUUUGUAGAGAUGCAACAUGAUAAUGUGGUGAAAAUGAAACAGUCUUAGCCACUUGGAAAUCAGUGCAGUACAAAAUAACCUUUUUAAAUGUGUAGUGUGAGCAUUUAGUGAAGUCAAAUGGAAAUGUUACGUUGGUUAAAAAAGCGGGUGCUGCGGCACAGUAUUUGAAGUCCAUUGAAAAGUUAAAGAUUUGCUUACAAAGAAGAAUUCAAUUGCAGGAAAAAAAAUAUUCCACACGAAAUGUCACUGUUGUUCCAUUCACUUGCUCCGCUACACUGUUGACUUGUGUAUUGCAAUUGAAAAUUGUGUGAAAUUGUUCAGUGCAGUUGUGACCUGGGUAAAGAAGUCUACUGAUUUUGGCACUCAGUUCUGUCCAGGGCCGAUCAGAGCUAAAGCAGAUCUACAUCAGAUCACUUCAACAGCUACAUCAAUACAGACCAAAAACAAAAUAAUCCUUCAGCUUUGUCUGGUAAGGCCUGGCGAGGACAAUCAGAGGGUCAGGACAGCUGUGUAUCAGAGCUUGUUUGAAGUUACUGCGAGAAACUCUGCAAUCUUCUAAGAUCAGUGGCAAUUGUUUAUCAGCCUUCCCGUCAUCUUCUCUGUGCAGGAACGACUUUGUACCGUGCUGGAUAUCACCAAACUCUACGUCCUCGCUGAUAUGCCAGCAACAAUUACAUAAAGGUUUAUCAUCGUGGGUAGUUGCAGUCUAAUCUGAUCUUGAAUGUGGAUCAUACCCACCUUAGAGCUUCUGCAUUGCAGCUCACACAUACUCACAUCUGAGCUUGUGCAUACUAACCAGCCUGCAGGAAUCUACUGGUGUUUCAUCCAAAGCCUCCCUUUAAUAUACCUCACAAUAAGCUACCGUGGCAUUUACGCACUGCUAAAUUGCCAUUCCUAGUGUAACCCUUUAAAGAAAGUAGUGUAACCAUGGCUGUCUGUUACCAAGUGAUGCUAUUGUGAGAGUUAGAACUCUGUGUCAGCAUCUUCCUCUGCAUGUGGCUCUGCAAGUUAUCAAAGAUGUUGGGUUUUGUUUUGUUUUGUGAGCACAGCAGACCAGCGUCUGCCUCAUUACAUACUGUAGCUAAACCAGUUGCAAAGAACUUGUGCUUUAGACAAUGUGACAUGGUUGCUGUCCCCUGCCCUACAGAAACAUUUGGUCUCCAAGGCAACCUCAGGACUGUCCUUUAUCAUUCACUCAGUUUGUUAACCGUGAGUACACAAGUUCAUAAUGUACUGCUUCGGUUGGUUUUAGUGGUUUUAGUCAUGAUUUCUAAGAAAAUUCUGAACAUGGCUUCAUAGCAUUUAGGAGUCUAGAAAUGAAAUGCUGAUAUCAACCUGAAAUCUGAAACCUUUUGUACUUUCUUUCUUUUUAUCGCUUCACCAUGUGUAAGGUUGUCAUCAUUAUUUUCCUCAAGAUAUUCCUUUCUCACACCAGAUUUUUAUGUUUAAGCCACAUAAUAAUGUUGAGCUACUAGAAGAAAUACCCUGUAUAUUCAUUUAAUGUUAUGUCAUGGGUCUCUGCGAAUAAAUACUAUGACAGAAAUAAUCAUCCUGACGUGAUGGUUGCUUAUUAAAUAGUCU